GUCAGUGUCUACAGUCAUUAAAUCUUUCAGUCAGUAACGGCGCAUCGACAGCAGUCCAAUGUCAUUUUAUUGUGAAAAUCUGCUCCUGUUGCAGCCCUUCCUGCUUCCUGACAGGUGGAGCUGGGACUCAUUCCAGGGAACAGCUCACCUGUGUCAGAGUUUUCUCUCCAGGCGGAGAGUUACCCUCUUCUUCAUCAACUCUUCUUCAUCAACUCUUUGGACUGUUUGAAGAAACUAUGAAAGGCUGAGUUCAGCAGCAUGGAUCAGUGUGAGGACAGAGAAACCACUGGGGAACAGUACCACCAGACCAAAGCUCAGAGUAUCCAUCAGAGACCAGACUCUCCUGAACCAGAACCCAGCUGUGUGUCCUUCAAGAGUGACCGGUCUAAGGAUUGGCCUCUAGCUUUCAAAGAUGGACUUCACUCUGUUGAUCAAAGGGUGGAGCCUGCUGGAGACAGAUGGUUGACACCAGGUCUGAGGAAGUAUUCCUGUCAACUCACACUGGACACAAACACAGUGAGCAGAAAACUCAAACUGUCUGACAACAACAGGAAGGUGACACAUGUGGAGAAGUAUCAGCCAUAUCCUAAACUUCCAGAGAGGUUUGACCAUCCUCAGCUGCUGUGUAGAGAUGGUCUGACUGGUCGCUGUUACUGGGAGGUUGAGAGGAGAGGAGAGUUUUUUUUAUCAGUGAGUUACAGAGGAAUCAGCAGGAAAGGAAACAGUAGAGACUGUUUGUUUGGAUAUAAUGAUCAGUCCUGGAGUCUGAGGUGCUCUGAUGGUCGUUACUCUGUCUGGCACAAUAACAGAGAAACAUCCAUCUCCUCCUCCUCUGUCUCUGGUAGAGUAGCAGUGUAUGUGGACUGUCCUGCUGGCUCUCUGUCCUUCUACACAGUCUCCUCUGACUCACUGAUCCACCUCUACACCUUCAACACCACAUUCACUCAGCCUCUCUAUCCUGGGUUUGGGUUCUGGUCUGGUUCCUCAGUGUCUCUGUGUUCUGUGGAGGACGGAGAGUCUCCUCCUGUUUCUCACUGCUGAUCAGUUGAGUCUGUACAGGAUCACACUUACAGAAAUAUGUCAGGUUAUUGUUAUAAACUAAUGAAUGAACUUUGUAUAAAAUAAUUCAGAAUGAUUGAACAGAUUCCUCGUGAACAUUGUAAACUCCUUCCACUACCAGUCCUUUAAAGAUGGAAGCUGUGAUCAUGAAAUUGUAGAAAUGCCGUUGACUUGUGUCAUGUUUUGUUUUGAGUUCUGUCUCUUUUCACAAUAAAAGCAUAAAGUUA
This is a messenger RNA of Sander lucioperca (pikeperch), 1286 nucleotides long. RefSeq names its product stonustoxin subunit beta-like. The coding region runs from base 259 to 1041 and encodes 260 amino acids. Lineage: Eukaryota; Metazoa; Chordata; Actinopteri; Perciformes; Percidae. Gene Ontology annotation, molecular function: protein binding. The transcript is spliced from 5 exons. The record is from RefSeq and is a predicted model, not a curated record.